CACGGAGUGUUAGCCUAGCAACUCUCUUUUCCCCUAUUCCCUAUGACGGAAAAGAAGCCAGACGGCUCCGAGAUAGAGAUCUUCGCGAGGUCCUUGGGGUUUAAUUAACCACUGACUCCCGGGUCCGCAGGCGACCCAUGACACUCCGCUACGACGAAGGAUCGAGUCUUGCCACUGUAGCCAGACACUGAUGAGCAGCCUUUGUCCAACUCGAGAGCUACCCUCGACCAUUGGUGGUCACUAUGGCCAACCGCAAUGUUCCUGGAAUAUCGUCGCCGCACCAAUCCUCAUCCUCUCAGGGGCCCUUGGCUGGAACCACGGGUUCUCGGUCGGUUCGGUCGCGCAAUCGCCGUCUUCCUAACAAUGGCAGCAGUCGUACCAACUCCGAAAGCCUGCUAGAAAACCAUGACGAAAUCACACCUCCGGCCCCAAGGUCGGCCCAGAAUGCUAAAGGCAAACAAAGUCCGCCCGGUCUGGGACAGGUCUUUGGUGGCUCCUGGGCGCAGAGCUGGUCAUCAGUCCAAGGGCUCGCUGCCUCUCUUCUCUCUGUCGCCGAGAACCCAGGCGACAUGGCUCAGCAGCGAUCGCAUCCUCAACCGGAGGACAAUUUUGCCUCGUCCCUUUGGAACCGAAUCCCGUCAAGCGUCGGCGGCAACGCCAGCACGAGUUUCAAGGCAAUGGGCUCCUCUAUCUUACCCAGCCAAAGGGCAACCAACAGAAUUGCCACUGGGUCAUCAGAUCAGCGAGAGGCCGCACUGAAAACUGCCAAAAGAGCUAGUGUUCUGGAAAACAGUCAAGGGUUUGGUGGAGGAAUAGAUAUCUCAGGAAGGUAUAAGCGCCGAACGUCAGACGAAAUUACCUCAGAGAACUCUCAGCCGGAAGAAUAUCUUGUAUACAUUCAUAAAAUUCUGCCAACCGAUACAUAUGCCGGAAUUAUCCUCCGAUAUAAGUGCUUGGAGGAUGCGUUUAGGAAGGCGAAUGGGCUUUGGUCCAGGGACAGCAUACAAAUCCGAAAAUGGGUCAUUAUUCCAGUCGAUGCCUGCGAAGUACGGGGACGUCCUUGCGACCCGCCGCUCAGCAAUCAACACCAUAAUGGUACAGAACUCCCUCUAGAAACGUCAUCGGCGAUAACCGGAGCAGUGACACCGGAAACCACCUCUUCUAGCUAUCCCAAAUCAUUCAGCGAAAGAGCCGGACAGGAGGAUGAAAAUACACAGAGGGAGGCUAUGCCCUGGUCGCACGUCAAAUGGGUCAAGAUAGACUCGCUGUCAGAGCCAGUGGAAAUUGGGCGCAUCGCACGUCAGAAAAUGGGCUACUUCCCACCACGGAGAAAAAAGACUGGCAGGACAGUGUCUCUUUCAUCAUCGCCACGGCAGAGCCUUGAGACUUCGACCUAUAGUGCAGAUCAGGUGGAACGGCCAUUAUCUAGACGGCAGAGCUCGAUAGGCGACCGGCCACCACUACUCGAAAGACGCCAAUCUACUCACAGCCAUGGAGAUGAUGAUGCGAUAGGUGCGAGGCCUGCUUGGAUGCGCCGCCCUGGCGGCGUCGGCUCCAUGGGUAGAAAUGUUCGAGCUCCCGGUCCGGACAAAGACUACUUUAAUUCGUGGGCCAGGAAACAUCUCCCCGGCCUUCACAUGGACGAUUUACCGUCCAUGUCAGUAAUGGGGUCAGAGAUGGCGCGGAUUGGAUUCGAUCGCGAUCUUGCAGGGAUCGUAGAGGGCUCUUUCGAAGAAGGGGGGGAUACGACGUCGCCUCUUUAUCAGAAUAAUAGCCUCGACAAAGCUGCGUCAGCAGUUGAGACCUGGCUUCGAACUGCUUGGUCUAAACGCCACAUGGCUCCGUUGAUUGGCAACACACCACGACCGGGGAGCUCAGGUGGACAGGAUAUUGGAGAUUUGAUAGAGUUGAUGAAUACUCCAGGUGCUGAGGACACUCCACGCCCUAACAUAUUUGAUUCACAGGUUUCCUCGUCAUCCAUUGGAAGUAAAACAGAUGACGAUUUUAGCAUAAAGCGAUAAGGAUAGAAUUUAAGCAAGCAAACUACCAGUCUAUAUCUGGUUACGGAGUACUUUGCAUGUAUGCGUAUUUAAAGAUUAGAACUAUUUCAUUUAUAAGCACGUUAUCUAUGUCUAAUUUUGCGGAAAACGCUGGUAGACAAGCUAGGCACUGAUAUAUAAGUCGGUUAUUAUAUGAUACUUGAGAACCAGGGAUAAGAAGUCUGAAUAUGGGUGCGAACGCUUAAGAGAAUGCCAAAAUGCCAUUUUAGGAAACUCGAUAUUCUUUGUGAGGAG
This is a messenger RNA of Trichoderma asperellum CBS 433.97, 2294 nucleotides long. RefSeq lists its product as uncharacterized. The record is from RefSeq and is a predicted model, not a curated record. NCBI's taxonomy places the organism in Eukaryota, Fungi, Ascomycota, Sordariomycetes, Hypocreales, Hypocreaceae.